This is a messenger RNA of Prunus avium (sweet cherry), 645 nucleotides long. The record is from RefSeq and is a predicted model, not a curated record. Lineage: Eukaryota; Viridiplantae; Streptophyta; Magnoliopsida; Rosales; Rosaceae.
AUGCAGGAAAUUCAUGCUGAAGAAUGUGGCGAACACCAAGGAAUGAAGAGGCUUCAUCGGCAGCUGCUGAAUAUUGGUUAUUAUUGGCCUACCAUGAAGAAUGACGCUUACAACUUCGUAAAGAAGUGCCACGCAUGCCAAGCCCAUGCCAAUUUAAGCCAUAAGCCUCCCAUGUUGUUACAGGACAUGCGUACUCCUUGGCCUUUCCACAUUUGGGGGCUUGACUUGAUCAGAACUAUCCACCCACCUUCUGACGGCUAUAUGUGGAUCCUCACAGCCACUGAGUAUUUCACAAAGUGGGUUGAGGCAGUUCCUCUUCGAAAGGCCGUGGGGGCUGCCAUUGCAAAUUUCAUCCGUGAAUACAUCGUAUGCAGAUUCGGAAUCCCAUACAAGAUCGUUACCAACAAUGGUACCCCAUUUGUUAACAAGCAAGGAAGCUCGACACUUAGCGGCUAUGGUGUCAAGCAUCGUCAUUCCACGCCAAAUUACUCGCAAGGAAAUGACCAAGCAAGGAGACCUCGUGCUAAAAGUUGUCGAGCAUGUGAGAAGGCAAAUAUCGGGACCUUCCAAGUUUGCCCCACAAUGGGAAGGACUGUUUGCAAUCAAAGAGGUCUACAUCAGCAGCUAUUAUCGCUUGGUCUCUGA